GGAAGCAGAAUUUCGUGAUUAUGUCGAACUAUUGGGGAUUUAAGCUUCGUUUAGGAUGGCGAAAGCGAACGUGCGCGUCUGGGAUUCGCAACAUGCUGGUGCUCUGGGCUUCUCGUUCCAGCACGGGCUGAAGCUGGUGCACUUGUGAGUCUGGCGAUGGCUGCUGUGGUGGGGAGGCAAUGGAUUUCGAUUUCUCGCAGCGGCCAAGCAUGGGCAACGAUGGCCAAACCGAAGGCCCCCGUCGGACCUUCGCAAACUUCCAAGGUGGUGAAAUCGCCUCAGAGCGUGCCAGUUGCGUCAAUCAAAUCUUCCAAAGGCGCAACGCCUGGAGCCCAGUGUGUCGUUGCUGCACAACAUUCCAAUGCGAGAAUCAAGAAGAGCAAUCGGCGCUCCCGAUUCGGUGAUCCUCUUUCGGCUGAUGACUUCGAUGAAGAGGAUUUUCUUUUCGACGCCCUAUCCUCUGUGCGUGCCUCUCCUGCUCGUUUUCCUUGGACCCUAUAGGAGUAGAGGGAGGGUUUUUGAGUCCGGAGAAAUCUCUAUGAAGUUAGGAAUUUGGAGAUUAAUUCCGUGUGGAUCUUCAUUUCUUGUUAGAAUCUGGUACCCUUCGCAUUGGUCUUUUCUUUUUUCACGAUGUAAGCAUGAUCAGGUGGACCUCUCUGUUUAUUGCACUCCAUAUUUGAAAAUUUCAUUCACAUGCCAAUGAAUUGUUCCCUUGCACAUAGAGUCGUGCUUUGUCCAGCCGUUUCCUUAGCGUUGUACCUUCGAAGAUUUAUUUGGGCAACGUUGUUCUGAAGAUGAUAAACGAGAUGGGCUACCAACCUUUUCCUGUUCUACUUCAAACUUCUAGACUUCAGGCAAAGAACUCUAACGUAAACCCUGAAGAGGGUUUAAAAGCAGGAUGUCGACCUACAGGCCGUGGAGAUGGAAGAACUGGAGGCGGAAGCCGUUGUUCGUAACUCCCAUCGCCAACUCAAGAAACUUGGAAAGACUGGAGGCAAAAAGAGCGAGUCCACAGUGAGCUCGAAGGUUUCAAAAGUUGGGAAAGUGUCGCCAGUGAUCGAAGACGAUGUCAUCCAAAAUCCAGCAUCGAACAGAUCCAGUACCAAAAAGGCCGUCAAAAUCAAGCCCUCAUUGGCCUUGAAGUUGCGAGGCACUGAUCUCACUUCGGAGGAGUACGUACCUAGAAGGGAUUGGGAGGAACAGGCGUACCAAAUUAUAAAGCGGCAGAAAAUGAGGGAUGCCCUGCAGGAGAAACUGGAGGACGAACAGGAAAGGCUGGAGGCAAUUGCAAAGAAGGCACGACAAGCACAACAGAAGGCAACAGGAGAGGGCCACAUGACACGACAGACACUGAAACUAAAAGGAGAGCCUCGUGUCAACCGUCAUGCACCGAAGUCAGCAGAAGAAGCUCAAACUGUGGAGAUUCCUGAACCGUGUGUGGACAUGGCCAGCACACAGCAUCAGAGUCUUCAGGCAAGAGAGGGUGGAGCGACGGAGGGCAUGGACUUCAAACGAAUGGCAAGACGUCUGAGUCUAGACCAGAAAUGGCGGCCUUUAAUAGAGUACCUACAGAAUCUGGGGUUACAGGAGGGCGAUUUUUCUAGAAUCGUAGACCGACAUAAAGCCUGUCUCCAAGCCAAUGUUAAAGUUGUGAAGGAGCGUGUAGCUUAUCUUCUUAGUUUGGGGGUGAAGUCGGAGGACUUGCCAAAACUCAUAGUGAGACAUCCUCAGAUUUUGGAGUACCGAGUAGAGCAAGCCAUGAAACCUCGUGUGCAAUAUCUUAGAAGUUUAGGCGUAGAAGAAUCAAAGCUUGGUAGAAUAAUAACGGUAGCACCCACUCUUCUUGAAUGCAGUUUGGAGAGAUCAAUAAAACCGAGAAUUAGCUAUUUAAUAAGAACUGUGGGCAUAAAGCCCCAAAAUUUAAGUACCAUAGUAUCCAGAAGUCCCCAGAUUUUGACACAGAGUAUAGAGGACUCUAUAAAACCACGAGUAGAUUACUUUUUGAAUGAAGUCAGAUUGUCCAAGGAAGCUCUGGCUAAGAUGGUCACAAAGCAUCCCCAGCUCCUUCACUACAGCGUUGAGGAUGGCAUCAGACCGCGAGUGGAGUUUUUAAGAAGCAUCGGGAUGGGCGAUGAUGAUAUUAUAAAGGCCCUGACAAGAUUAACACAGAUUCUUUCUUUGUCUGUUGACACUUGCCUACAACCCAAAUACGAUUAUCUUGUGAAGGAGCUGAAGGGUGGUGUGCAAACAGUGACCAGUUUCCCAGCCUAUUUUAGCCUCUCCCUCGAUCAAAGGAUUAUUCCACGGCAUAAAUACUUAGAAUUUUUGGAAAAGUGUCCUAAGGGCCCCUUUCCAAUGAGAUUAUUAACUGUUUCAGAUGUUGCUUUUUGCGAAUGGGCCAAGUCCAGUCUCGAAGACUAUCAAAAGUUUCGUCAGGAUCUUUUGUUGAGUACAUUCGCGAAAAAAUUCGAAUGGAAGAAUAAUGUACAUAUAUAAUUUAUGUAAACUGCUGUAGUAUAUGGAUAAAUCCAUGCCCAAGUUCACGGCUUGGAAUUUCGAACGAA
Marchantia polymorpha subsp. ruderalis is the source of this 2564-nucleotide messenger RNA. The record is from the annotation of a GenBank genome assembly. Lineage: Eukaryota; Viridiplantae; Streptophyta; Marchantiopsida; Marchantiales; Marchantiaceae.